Molecule: messenger RNA, 969 nt
Organism: Pestalotiopsis fici W106-1
Lineage: Eukaryota; Fungi; Ascomycota; Sordariomycetes; Amphisphaeriales; Sporocadaceae
Exons: 3
Coding region: 1-969 (322 amino acids)
Source: RefSeq, a predicted model, not a curated record
AUGGCUCCAAGUGUGGACUCUGCCAUCCUCGAGGCCUUGGGUCUCGACCCAACAGCGACCAAGAUUGGGUCACAUGGAGGCAGUGGAUUUGCUUCGACGUUCAAGAUCUCCUCGACAGCUGAUGGAAAAGACACGAACUACUUUGUCAAGACCGGAUCAGGGCCAGAUGCGGAAAUCAUGUUUCAAGGCGAGCACGCAUCGCUCAAUGCCAUUGCCGACGCUGUGCCCAAUUUUUGUCCACGAUCCUACGCCCAUGGUGCCAUGAGAGACUCUGCAGGCAAGUUCUUCAUGGUCACUGACUUUCUUGAGCUUGGAUCUUCUGCACCUGGAGGCUCUGGCGAGUCACUGGCAAAGAAGCUUGCCAAGCUACACACGACAACGGCACCGAUUCCCGAAGGUCAUGACAGACCCAUGUUUGGUUUCCCAGUCACUACCUGUUGUGGUGAGACUCCCCAAGACAACUCUUGGACCGAGUCGUGGGCCGACUUUUAUGCCAACAAUCGGCUGCGAAGCAUAGUACAAAGAGGAAUCAAGUCAAACGGGCCCGACGCUGAGCUGAGCAACGCCGUCGAGAGGACCGCAAGCCAAGUGGUUCCUAGAUUAUUGGGGGACGAUAAUCUCAAAGAUGUCAAGCCAGUCGUGAUCCACGGCGACCUGUGGAGUGGGAACCACGGUCGCGGGAGGAUUGCAGGGCAAGGCGGCUCGGAGGAAGUUGUUUACGACCCUUCCGCUGUCUAUGGCCACUCUGAGUAUGAGUUGGGCAUCAUGAGAAUGUUUGGUGGGUUUGGCAGCAGCUUUUUCAAGGAAUAUGAGAGUCUGGUACCGAAAUUGGAGCCGAAAGAUGAGUGGGAAGACAGAGUGGCGCUUUACGAACUAUAUCACCACCUCAACCAUUGGGCCAUGUUUGGUGGAGGGUACAAGAGCGGUGCAAUGAGCAUCAUGAAGAGACUAAUUUCUAAGUAUGGUUGA